CUGAAACAGAGUAACAUCAAGUCCAUUGAUGAAUAUCUUUAUGUUGUUUCUCACCACAAGUCAGCUAACUAUGGCAAGCACUGGACUGCAGGAGAGAUUGCCCAAAAAUUCUCACCCUCAGAGGAAUCCAUUUCCACUGUCAGAAACUGGCUUGUUGAGAAUGGGCUAGUGAGCAAGCACAUCCACAUAAGUCCCACCAAGGGUUGGAUUAAUGUUGAUGUUACGGUCGAAGAAGCAGAAUGGCUCAUGAACACCGAGUAUAAUUUUUACACUCACGUUUCUGGACAGGAGCACAUCGCUUGCGAAGCCUAUAAUCUCCCUGAGCACAUCAGCGCUCAUGUCGACUUUGUCCUACCAUCUGUCAACUUCGAUAUGAAACUCAAGCAUUGA
Molecule: messenger RNA, 390 nt
Organism: Suillus fuscotomentosus
Lineage: Eukaryota; Fungi; Basidiomycota; Agaricomycetes; Boletales; Suillaceae
Product: Pro-kumamolisin, activation domain-containing protein
Exons: 2
Biological process (GO): proteolysis
Molecular function (GO): endopeptidase activity; tripeptidyl-peptidase activity
Source: RefSeq, a predicted model, not a curated record